This is a messenger RNA of Phyllotreta striolata, 639 nucleotides long. Lineage: Eukaryota; Metazoa; Arthropoda; Insecta; Coleoptera; Chrysomelidae. The record is from the annotation of a GenBank genome assembly.
CAUCGACUUUGACAACGAAUGUUUGAAAUCAUUUAAAUUACUCCACAUUUUGUAACGUAAAAUUUUCAGUAAACACAAAUUCAAGCUCAAGAUACCUAACCAGCUUUAAUUUAGUUAAAUUUAAUCACCACAUUCGCACACAAUGGCCGCUGCUAAGAAGGUUGGCCUGGAAGUCGAGAUUGAAAAAUUACGCGACCAGUCUCUGGUAGUUUUCAGAGGUUUAGUCGAUGAAGCCGUUCAGAAGAUGAACAAAGCAGAUGAGGAUUUGAAGAAGCAAAUGUCCGAAGAAAUGAAGAAAGUCCAGAAGGAUGCUACUGCUUUGGAUACUUUGUGCAGGGACACCCAAACGAAGAUCGGCCGAUUCUCACAGGAAGCAUUGGAGGGCAUAGAGAAAACGUGGAGUUGCGUACGGGACGCUAUCGAACAGCGCUAUAAAGAACAAUCGUACGUUUUUGGCGUUCGAUCGGGAUACAUCGAGAACUUUAUAGGUUUAUCGGAGAUUAAAAUUCGGGACCUAUUGAGCACCAUUCAAAACCACGAGGCGAAGCGUGAUAAGGAAGUGGCCCGAAGUGUUUAUAAUUUCAAAAAGAAAGUGUGCGAAGAAAAGAGAACUAAAGAAGAACAACAACAACAGUAGAG